Molecule: messenger RNA, 4196 nt
Organism: Heteronotia binoei (common prickly gecko)
Lineage: Eukaryota; Metazoa; Chordata; Lepidosauria; Squamata; Gekkonidae
Gene: RAB4A
Product: RAB4A, member RAS oncogene family
Exons: 8
Coding region: 244-900 (218 amino acids)
Biological process (GO): regulation of endocytosis; Rab protein signal transduction
Cellular component (GO): postsynaptic recycling endosome
Molecular function (GO): GTP binding; GTPase activity
Source: RefSeq, a predicted model, not a curated record
GCCGGGCGAGGUGGGAAGAGCUGCAUGCGCAGGCGCGCUCUCGUGCCGUUGGCUGGUUGGGGCGCCGUUUCCCCCCACUCUCCAACCCCCCCUUCCCGCCCCAAUUUCUGAGGUUGGGGUGGGAAGUCGCUGCAGGCAUAUUGUGUUUUUCGGCUUGACCUGACCGAUUGGCACGUCUCGAGAUUCUGUUUCUGUGGGGGGCGGCGGCAGAAAAGGGGCGGCUGCCCUCGCGUCGCUCCCAAAAUGUCGCAGACAGCCAUGUCCGAAACCUACGAUUUCCUGUUUAAGUUUUUGGUCAUUGGGAAUGCUGGAACUGGCAAAUCCUGUUUGUUGCAUCAGUUUAUUGAAAAGAAGUUCAAAGAUGACUCAAAUCAUACAAUAGGAGUGGAGUUUGGGUCAAAGAUAAUAAAUGUUGGAGGUAAAUACGUAAAAUUGCAGAUAUGGGAUACAGCUGGACAAGAACGGUUCAGGUCUGUAACACGAAGUUAUUAUAGGGGCGCUGCAGGUGCCUUGCUUGUGUACGACAUCACCAGCCGAGAAACAUACAAUGCACUUACUAACUGGUUGACAGAUGCAAGAAUGUUAGCAAGUCAGAAUAUUGUAAUAAUACUGUGUGGGAACAAAAAGGAUCUUGAUGGAGAUCGAGAAGUUACUUUCUUAGAGGCAUCUAGAUUUGCCCAAGAAAAUGAGAUGAUGUUCUUGGAAACAAGUGCAUUGACAGGAGAGAACGUUGAAGAGGCCUUUGUACAGUGUGCAAGAAAAAUACUUAAUAAAAUUGAGUCAGGUGAACUAGAUCCAGAAAGAAUGGGCUCAGGUAUUCAGUAUGGAGAUGCUGCAUUGAGACAAUUGAGAUCUCCAAGAAGAGCACAAGCACAAAGUGUUCAAGAAUGUGGCUGUUAGACUGACUAAACUACAAAGACAAAAACUUUUGUUGCAAGUGAUGAUUGGAGAAACUGCCGUGGCUUCAAAGAGCUGCAAUUUUAGAACUUAUUUUUGAUUCAGUUAAAGAGACCACUUAUAGUAUUUUAAAAAAAAUACUGUGGAAUGGCAUACAGAAGGGCACACAUGGCACAGCAAGACUGCAAAAAAAGAAAAUCCGAUUCAGCAGCCAACAUUAAGACUCAGAUACUUGUAUGUAAAUGUUUUAUGUUGCAUAUUUUUGUUUGCUUCUAGUUAAACAUUGCUGUAUCCUGUAUAUAUAAAAGUCAACAUUAAAUUUCCAAAGCAUGAUAUACUGACAUAAUAAUAUUGCACUAACAGCUUUUUUUUUAACUCAUAAGACCUAAAAUGUAUUUUGUGUACUAGACUUUAUCAUGUUUCUUGUACAAAAACUACUAUUUAUGAGUUGUUGAAGGCUACUGGCAUUGACUGUCAGUGUUUUACUUGCCACAUUCUGCAAGGUGUUUACAUGAUUUAUUUUCGGGGGGGGGGGCAAUGUUUACUAAUCUGCCAUAUUGAAAAGAAACUCUUUUUUUUAAACUGAAGUAUAGUUGUCCUGUUUCCUGACAGUUAUUAAAUGUAUUUCAAUCACUUUGUCAAGUGUAGGCUAUACAGUUGUGAACUCUGAGAGCUUACCACUGUCUAAUCUGGCCUUUUGGGAGAUUCUUAUUUGUGUCAUAUUUUUUACAUCCUAGAACAUAAGGAAAAUUGUAUGUUUUGGACGUUAUUCUAGUGCAGUGAUUGAGGUUGUGAAUUGCCAUUCUAAUUUUUUUUUUAAAUUAAAGCUACUACUGUAAGUAACACUGUUCAGGUAAUGCUCUGUAACAAACAAUGUAUGUUGCAACUGGAAGAGGGCCUAAAAAGAGAAUAUUUGCAACAUUCAGUUAGCGUCUAUAAUCUAGAAAUGUAACUGGUAGCAAUUAAACUUUACAACAUUACAGAUGGACUUCAGCAGCUGUGCACAAAAUUUACUUUUUAUACAGAUCUUCAUGAUAUGAUUACCUGAUAUGAAAGGAAAAUAUCUGCCUUUGUGAUAUCUAAUGAUAAGGGAAUUGUUAUAUUUUGUCACUGGGAAAUCAGACACAGCUUCACUUGGAAGCCUUGACAUAUCCUUGAGUUGUAGAUGUUUGUGUUUUGUGUGUGAAGAGUAGUUGGCCUGUUGGAAAUCUGCCAUUUAAAAUACUGGAAGAAUAUCUGUGUUUGUUUGACCCAAAGCUAAUCCUGAAACAAAGAAGCAAUGUGAGGUAUUUUCAAGAGAUCUGAAGUGUCAGCAUGGCUUGAUUAUGAAAGGGAAGCUGUAGAUUUUGUAUCUAAAUUGUUGAUGAUUUUUGACUGAGUUAUGGAUGAAAGAAUACAAAGUUUGGCAUUAAUGUACAAAGAACUCUGUUUAAGUCUGGGCAAGUCUUCAAGCAUAGAAGAGGAGGCUGAAAGGUAGCUGCAUGGGGAUGUGAAUCAGGUUGGAGCAGCUUCAGAAAAUAGUGGUUAACAUUUUCUUUGUGAGUCAUUUUUCAAGUCAGAGUCACACAAAGCAAGCUGCUUUCCCAUUCAGAAGAGAGAAGCACUUGGUUCGCAAAUUGUGAUGGAAGUAAAAUAGUAUGCAGUGAAAGGGUGAAGCCUUCCUUCUGGAACUGUUCUGUUAAAAACCCCACCCCACAUUUAGAUUCUGAUGAACUUUUAGUUUGUUUCCUUUUUAUGCCAGUUUAAAAUUAUGGCAUUUGGACAAGCUUUGCCACUUGAAAGGGAUUCCCCCACAGUGAAGGGUUAAGUAGAUUAUACAGAUUAUAGAUGGGGUUACUAAUUGAUAUACAAACUAAACUCUGGAGUGCUUUUUGAGGUAGACAUUCAUGUAAACAGCCUGAUUCAAAUAAAAUUCAGUGCUUAACAAUAGAGUGUAUAGAUUUAAAGGAAAUUCGUUAACCAACUACAUUUCAUUGUGUUUGAAAAAUUUAAUUUGAAGUUUUGUAGAUCUCAAUUUAAAAUUAAGUGAUGAAAACCAAGUGGCUAGCAUGUGGUAUUUGUGUAUAUUUGGUUCAUAGCAUGGAUAUAACGGGUACGUGGCAUGGACAUCUUAGGUGAUGGUUCAGAGGUACUUUCAAGGAAUAUUCUUUUGUGUAUAUGUGUUUCAAAAUGGUAUACAUUUGAAUGCUUCAUAAACUAGUGUAAAAAACAAUUCCAAAGAAACUUAGGUGUCUACCUAAAUGCUAACUUUUUCUGCUAUGUAUCACUUGAAGCUCCCUUUCUCCUUCUCCCUUUUUAACUAUUGUACUGCCAAAUUCUCCUCUUGAAUUGGGUGGACUAAUGGAAAAGGGAUGAGUCAUACUACAUUUAAAAGAUGAAAUGAUUAGAUGUUCACUCUAGUCUUACUACCCUUUGUCCCAGAAUGGCUAACUUUCUCAUCUUUUUCUGCAGUAAUGCUGUAAAGGAUGCUGAUGUUGAACAAAUUCCACAGCUGUCUUUAGCACUAGGAAUUGAAACUGCAGUACAAGAGGAUGUCUCCUCUGUAAUGAGGUAGAGGGUAGAGGCAGUGUGGAAGAUGCAACAUUGAUGGCCUGUGUUCACACUGCACCACAGAAACUAAAUCUCCUUACCUGUUGCUAAUUUCACUGCAGACUAAGGGUAGAAGCAGUUGGUUCUACUACAAAUAUGUCUGCCACUUAAUGUGGUUGAGAAGUUGUGGUGGCCUGUGAACAUGUAAAGGACACUGGGUGUUAACACCUUCCUGUACUCUCCAGUUCUCAGUUUGUUUUUCCCUACUCAUGUUUUUUUCCAUCUUGGAGCCCAGUUUUGGGGUGGAGAGAUAAGAAUUCUCCUAUCUACGAGUACCGUCUUGCAACUGCUGCUCUCCUUAACUUAAUGUUACAAAGGAGACAAUUGAUUGGAUACUUUGAGUUUUCCUUGAAGCAUGUAGUUCCACUUUCGGGGGUCCAUGAAGUGCAAGCACAUAGUUUACAUGUACUGUGGUGAUGAUUUCACUGCAACUUAAGUAUGGUGGACUGCUCCCUGCAUUAGCUUUGUUCAACAAGUAAAGACUACAGGAGCUUAAGGAACAUUAUUACAGUUGAGCCUUAAGACAGUAUAUACUUGCUCUUGACAUUUUAGUGCAUCUAAAAAUAAAAGCGCAUUUACACAGUAUUAGUGUGCAUUAAAAAGGCUUAAAAUGCAUGAGUUCAGUGCUGUAAAAUUUUUACUAUAUGCUUUAUGUCAUCUGAGAUGUUAUUUAAAAGUAAACAAAAUAAAGUUUUAUUUAACUGUAUAAA